AUGACGUCCGAAGAUACCUCUCCACCCGCCGAAGUGGCAUCCAUCGCUUCUCCAAUCAACCUCAUCCUAUUAUCGCUCUUUAUAUUUGUAAUAUACAUGCAAUUCAGACCAAAGAAACCCGUGGCACUCCCUGCCGCUCCCCCACCCACCGUCUUCCGUACAUUUUCACCCACCGAUCUCCUACCGUUCAACGGCAAGGAUGGGGCUCCCGUUUACCUUGCAGUUCGGGGACGUGUAUUCGAUGUCACCCCUGGCAGGAACUUCUACGGACCGGGCGGACCAUAUGAGAAUUUUGCUGGACGAGAUGCCACUCGUGGACUAGCUUGCCAGAGUUUCGAUGAGGAAAUGCUUACCAAAGACCUCAAGGGACCACUGGAUGACUUGAAUGGAUUAGGGCAGGAGGAGCUCGAGAAUCUAAGAGGAUGGGAAGAGAGGUUUUUGGAGAAGUAUCUCGUUGUUGGCAAGCUUGUUGCUGAAGGUGAUCCAGCUCUAAAAGAGUGA
Messenger RNA from Microsporum canis CBS 113480, 501 nucleotides. RefSeq names its product membrane-associated progesterone receptor component 1. Gene Ontology annotation, cellular component: endomembrane system; membrane. The record is from RefSeq and is a predicted model, not a curated record. NCBI's taxonomy places the organism in Eukaryota, Fungi, Ascomycota, Eurotiomycetes, Onygenales, Arthrodermataceae. The coding region runs from base 1 to 501 and encodes 166 amino acids. The transcript is spliced from 4 exons.